AUGAUUACAUACAGGCGUAUGUUAGGAGUACUUGUACUCGCCCUGCUGCAACUGAGGUAUUGUAUGAACACCAUGUCCACUACUAUUGUGGGUCAUAGGGGGUGUGGCUCAAGUGAUCCAGGAGGAAGUUCUGUAUAUCCAGAAAAUUCUCUUUAUUCAUUUAAAAAAGCAUUAGAUAAUAAAAUUGAUGGAGUAGAACUAGAUGUAUGGUUAACUAAAGACAAUGAAGUGGUAGUAAUACAUGGAACAGAUGAUGGUUUACUUGGUCAUACCUUAUUAAAUGAUAAAACUUCAACAGCCAAGUAUAUUGAAGAAUUAACAGUAAAAGAAAUCCAAAGUUAUCAUUAUAAAGAACCCUGGAUCCUUACCAAGGGAAAAGAAUUUUAUGGAAAAGAUGUAAAUGUUAUUUCUAACGAAUAUGAGGAGGAAGUGAAAUAUUCUACCUUAAGUGAGAAUCAAAAAUUAGAAAAGGUAAAAGAGUAUGACCAAUACAUCAAGGCUUACCAAAAUGUAGAAGAAAUUGAUGAAUUAGAAAAAAUAUUUAAGGAAUAUUUUGUCAAUGAUGAAUCUGAUGAAAACAAAGUCGAAGGGGCGAAAAGUUUAGAAGAUAAUGUAGAUGAGAUUGUAGAAGAGGAAAAUAUAGAAGAGGAAAAUAUAGAAGAGGAAAAUGUACACGAGGAAAAUGUAGACGGGGAAAGUAUAGAAGAGAAAAAUAUAAAAGAGGAAAAUAUAGAAGAGGCAAGUGUAGACGAUCCAAAUGUAGAAGCGUCCACUGAUAUGUUAGGGAAAGAAAUAGAUGAAAACAUGAGUGAGGAAGAAUUUGUAAAAUCUAUCCAAUGUGAACACUGUAAGUCUCUUUAUGUAAACUAUAUCAGCAAAAAAAAUUAUGAUGUAAAAAGAAAAAUGUUACUCGCAAAAUUCAUCUUCAAAUUUUACCAUGUACCAUUAUUAACAGAUAUAUUAAAUACAUACAAAAAUAAAUUAACAUAUGAUAUCGAAUUAAAAGGAACCAAAGAAAAUUUGGGUUUAUAUUUAUUAGAAAUUUUAAAGAACUAUAAAGAUUACAAGUUUAAGUUUAGUUCAUUUAACUGGGUUUUACAAGAUGAUGAUAUAAAAAAAAAAAUUUUUAAAAAUAAAAAUAUGAAAAACAUAGAUUAUGCUUCAUACCCUUACGAUAAUCUUAAAAAAAUUGAUCUAUUAAAAGUAUUACGAAAAAAUAAGUUGAAUAUACCUGUAGCUCUAUUAUUUGCAGAUGAUGAAGUAAUGCCAAAUCUCAAUUCAAUUCUUUGUACUAUGAAAUAUUACAAUGCUGACUGGGCUCAUUUCUCAUACAGAUUAUAUAAAAAACCUAUUAUCAUAAAUUGCAAUAAAAAAAAUAAAACCAUAUCAGUAGACUACCUUGUUAAAAUUUUACAUAAAAAUAAUAAAAAAAUUAUGAUUUACUGGGGAACCGAAGAUAAAGAUCAGUAUGAUGAUAUUAUAUUCUAUUUAAAACUAAAUGUAGAUUCCUUGUGUCCAAAUAACAUAGAACUGGCUAAGCAGGCUUUGCAUCAAGUGCAUAACAACUAA
Molecule: messenger RNA, 1569 nt
Organism: Plasmodium malariae
Lineage: Eukaryota; Apicomplexa; Aconoidasida; Haemosporida; Plasmodiidae
Gene: GDPD
Product: glycerophosphodiester phosphodiesterase, putative
Exons: 1
Coding region: 1-1569 (522 amino acids)
Biological process (GO): lipid metabolic process
Molecular function (GO): phosphoric diester hydrolase activity
Source: RefSeq, a predicted model, not a curated record